Messenger RNA from Juglans microcarpa x Juglans regia, 3724 nucleotides. RefSeq lists its product as uncharacterized. Lineage: Eukaryota; Viridiplantae; Streptophyta; Magnoliopsida; Fagales; Juglandaceae. The record is from RefSeq and is a predicted model, not a curated record. The coding region runs from base 129 to 3197 and encodes 1022 amino acids. The transcript is spliced from 11 exons.
CUGGGUUGGGUCCCGACUCCCGUCCGCGUCGGAAUCCAUCCAUCGCGCUCUUCUAACAUGGACCAUAUGCGCACCGUUUCGCACCAAAACCCCAAAACUGACGGAGAGAGAUAGAGGCGGCCUCAGCUAUGGCGGACGACGACGACGACGAGAGCUUCGGGGACUUUCAUUUUGCAUCUUUCCCGAACCCCGCCGCCCAUUUUGCUUCGACCAUAGUCAAAGGCACAAAUGCUUCCACUUCUUCAUCACCAUCCCCCUUUUCAUGGGGCGAAUUCAUCACUACCCCCAAACACGAGCUUCCCAGUGGUGCCACCCAUCCCAUAUACCCUCCCAACAACAAUAGCUUCUCUAAAACCGAUCCCCGUGAACCGGAUCGGAUCGAGCCGGGGACGGCCCAGUGGGUGAAGCCAACGGGAGUUCUGCCGUUGUCAAUAUUUGGGGAAUUUGAAGAGGAAUUGACAGAGGAGAGGGGAUUCGGUGCGAGCGUUAUCGUUAACAACAAAAAAAGCGAUUCUGGGAGAGAAGGAUCCAAUUCCAGCGUUAAUGAUUUGAUUACAAAUCUGUAUAGUCAGAAUCAGCAAAUCAAGACCCAGAAAGGGUCGAGUUUGAACUCAAAUGAAUCGGAUUUUAGUACGAAUGGGUCGAAUUUAAGUAUAAACCGGUUGGACUCAAAUUCUAAUGGGUUGGGUUCGGAUUUGGCGGACGGGAAUGAUGGACUUGAUGAUGACAAUGAUGAUGAUGGGUGGGAAUUCAAGGUUGCGGAGCCAGAAGCUCAGAUCGGAAAUGGAGAUUCUAAGGUUGAACCGAAAGUACAGGAAAGUGCGGAGGGAGCCAGAACAUUUGGGUUUAGCAAUGGUGUACAUGAUCCUGGUGAUUUGUUUGUGGUUUCAAAUGGAACUUCCAACAGCAGUGGUGAAUGGGGUUUUGGGUUUGAUUUUAACUCAAGCCAUUUGACUAAACAAGAUGGUUUUAUCACGGGUUUAUUGUCCCAAAGCAAGGUCAAUGAUACUGCAAGUGGGAUGACUUCAUCGGAACCUAAUAAAAAAGUUGAUUCUGUUGAGAAUUUUUGGGAAUUUCAGGAUGCAUUUCCAGAAACUGGAUCAAAGUAUAAGUUGGAAAAGCCAAAGGUUGCUGAUACAUCUCUCACUGGUGGAGAAGCGCAAACAUUUGAUGGUGAUGGUGUCGUUGGUCCUGUAGAUUUUUUUGCUGUAUCAGAUGGGAUCUCUCAAAAUUCCAGUAAAGGGGCCUCUGGAUUUAAUCUCAACCCAAGCUCUAUGAACGGUAUAAUCUUGGAGUCAUACUCUAAAAGUGAGCCGAAUGAAUUGGUAUCCUCUUUGGUUGAUGAGAAUGUUGGUGCCAAUGAGAACUUUUGUGAAUUUAAUGAUGCAUUUUCAGAAUCUGGAUUGAAACACAAAUCAGAAGAGCCAAAGGUUGCUGAUAUUUCUCCUGCUGGUAUAGAAGCACUUACUUCUAAUCUCGAUUGUGUGAGCAAUCCUGAAGAUUCAUUGGUAGCAUCAGAUGGAAUUUCUCCCAAAUCUGCGGGAUGGGAAUUUGGAUUUGAUUUCAAUCGGACUUCUUUGGAUCAAGAUGACAUGAUCUCUGGAUCUUAUUCUAAAAGCAAACAGAAUGGUUUUAACUCCUCUCCAUUUGCUGGGAAUGAUGAAUCUGGUGAGAACUUUGGGGAAUUCAAGGAUGCAUUCUCAGAAACUGUUUCGAAGCGUGAGGAAAAGUCCAAGGUUGUUGAUUAUUCUCCUGCUGGUGUAGAAGCACCUGGUUUAAGUGGCGAAAUCCAGAGGAAUGGCAUAAGGUCUGAGAAUCACAGGGAACCCUUGCCCAUAAAUAUUUUCAGUGAUAGAGAACUAGGUUCGGAGGAACCCUCAAUCCUUCAAGAUGUUUCUACUGUCACACCCACUUCCAACCUGAGAGAUGGCAUUAAAAUUCCUAGUUCUAAUGUAUCUAUCAAUGAUCUAAUAUCAAGUUUAUACAGUCAAGCUGAGGAGAAUGCUUCUGUUAAUCAUACACCAAUAGCAAGUGACCAUGGGAUGCAUUCCAGCACAACACUAUUCGAAUCUGAUUUAAUCACCAGUGCUGAUGAUUUUGAUGAUGGUUCCUGGGAUUUUAAGACUGCCGCAUCUGGAACCAGAACUGAAGAUAGAACUUCUGAUAUUGAUCUUGGAGAUUCACAGAAACCACUUUCUACCACGUUAGAGCUAAAUGAUUAUGUGGAUUUCUAUAACACAUUAAAGGAUGAACUGAGCUCAGUUGCAGUAUUUCAUCUUGACAAUCUGAAGAAAGAUCAAAGAACUGCUGUUCUUUCUGGCGAAGAGGCAAAAGCGAAAUCUCUUGAUGAGGAAAUCCAGAAAUUCUAUAAUGAACUGCACAAGGAUAAUCUGAUCUCGAAAGAAGUCUGGUCAGAGGAUCUAUCAGCAAGAGCGAUUCACUUCAAUGAAUUUCUUGACAUUUUGCUGGAACCCAAGUUCCAAGUGCUUGAAUCAGAAUAUCAGAUGUCAAGAAGAUUGACAUUGGCAGAAAAGGAUUUGAAAUCGGCUAUUGAACUCCUUAAUGAUGUGGAAUCAACACUAGCGAUUCUGAAGUUGGGAACAAUGGAGGAGCAACAAUAUUAUGUUUCGACAUGGUCUAGUAUACUAUCUGUCUGUGCUCAUGAACUGAAACAUGGGGCCUCAAUUUGGAAGCAGUCGUUGCAAAAGAAUGUACGAAGUCAAAUACUAUCUGAACCUGAAGGGAAGCGAUGCAUCCUUGCCCUUGGAGAAAUUUACAGAGUCGUCGAAGUUCUUGGAGCCUCAACCAAGGUUUAUAAGCCAUGGAUAUUUUCAACUUCUGGCAUUGCCACUGGCUUGUAUGGCCUUCUAAGCGAGUGCUAUAGUAUAUGGGCAAGUUCAGGACUUGAAGAUGCUCUCAAGAGCAUUUCUGAUCGUAUUGAUUUUCAGCAUGAAGGAACAAUAAAGGCACUACUGGAAUCUAUCAAGUUUAUUCAUGAUAUUGAUGCAGUUGCACUUCAAAAUCAUGUAUUCUCAGGACAACCUAUUUGUAGGUUAUCAGCCUUAACUGCAGGAACAGUGCCAGGUUUGAAACUGGUGGUUUGGAAUGGGGAGCACUACUUUCUAACUCUUGCAAACUUGUGGGCAAAUCUAAUAAGUACAGAUCCUCCUAAGUUGCCUCAAAUUCAUGGUAGCUGAUGAUAUAAGGAAUCAUACCAAAAAAAAAGGUUUGGAUGCUUUUUUGGAGCUCUCAGCAGUGAUCAAAAUUGUGAAUUGUUUCCUCUGGAAUGAGGCUUUUGGAGCACAAACUGCAGUUGACACAAUGAUCGAGGGAACUAAAAAGCAGAGUUCGAUUUUCAAGACCCUGAUGAGCAGGAGGGUGCUCGGUUUUCAUCGGGACAAGUAUACAAUUCAAUCUUUCUCAUCGUUCUCUUUCUUUUUCUUCAUUGAUCACCAUUCUUUUUGGCGGAAGCUAUAGGUUAGCCAUUGGAAGUAUGAGUAGUGUAGUAUUUUGUUGUCCAGUCUGUGUAAUAUUCUGAAAGUAGGUGACAAAAAUUACCCAUAUACAUUGAAAAAAUAUAGCUGUGAAACAUUGAGGAUAGUCAAUGAUUUCUUCCUCCACCUUUUUCCACAUUUUCAUUAUGUAUUGUGAUUGAGAGGCAUUAAGCAUGAAUAAUGAGAAUGUUGAAUAAUACAUUGUGAAACAUAUGUGGACUUUCCAAUCA